UCCUGCCCUCUACAGGAAGCCUGCCUUGCAAAGAGACAGAGACGGUGUGAGGGAGAGAAAAAGGGAUUGCAGUCUGAGAGAUGAAUCCUUUCUUUCAUUUUCUCGAAGCCAUUUUCGUCGUGUAGUUGGUCCAAGGUCUUCCCGGAUAUGCCAGCAUUCUCGUGAUGCUGCUAAAUCAGAGUCUCCGCACUCUCUUGCCUCGUUCCGUGAGGCAUGCUAUCACUUUCUUCGGCUGUCACUUUUCCUCGGUCGCCGGAGAAGCAUCCUCGCCAGUGCCCAUCUCUUCCGAGACAUCGUCCAUCGCGUGGUUCCGGGUACUUCUUCAGCUCUGCCACUGGGGUGCGACUGGAAAGACGCAAAAGACUCUUGCUAGGGAGAUUGUUAUGUCUGGAAAGGGUCUACAUUCAGGAGUCGACGUGGUGGUAAGAUUAUUUCCAGCUAAGGCGGGUGAAGGAAAGUACUUCGUUAUUGGCGACAAUUUGUCUAUCGUUAUUCCGGCCUGCAUCAAUUUUGCUGUGGAGUCUGCACUUUGCACCACUUUAUCCCGCCAGGGGAUGAAAGUCAGAACAACUGAACAUUUACUUUCAGCACUAGAAGCCAUGGGAGUCGACAAUUGUCGGAUAGAGAUGGUGGGUGGUGACGAGGUUCCGUUAUUGGAUGGUUCAGCAAGAAGAUGGGUAGAUGCAGUUGAAGAAGCUACUCUAUGCGAUGCUGUUGAUGACUACGGCAGAUGUAUAGAGAAAUUGGCACCCUUUGUUGUUGAGCCGGUUCACAUAUUGUAUGGUGAUUCCUUCAUAGCUGCAUAUCCUUCAGAAAAGAUUCACAUUACAUAUGGGAUAAAUUUUCCACAGGUGUCUGCUAUUGGCUGUCAGUGGUUUUCUUGCUUCCCUAUGGACAAAUUUGUUUAUGUGAAAGACAUCUCCAGUGCACGAACAUUUUGCAUUUAUGAGGAGGUGGACAGAAAUUUGCUAUGGAGUGUUGCGCAUUCUGUUAGCAGGUGGACAGUAAUCUGCUGCUGCGGAGGACUUGCAAACUGGGAAGACGAUUGGUGGAGGCUAUGAGAAAAGAGGCAUCUACAUCCUGUCUGAUUCUGUGGGUGUUGCAGCUUCCUCGACUUUUUCAUUGUCUUCCUCCUUCUAGUGGCAUCUCAAACUUGGUCAUCCAUCUGUCUCCAAGAUCCGUCACCUACUUUCUCAUCUAUCAGUACCAGAAUCGUUCCAGUGUGAAGCCUGUCAACUUGACAAGGACACCCGUAGCAGUUAUUCAUCAAGUCUUAGUCUGUCCAGUUGUGGACUAUUUGAUCUUCUUCAUGUUGAUGUGUGGGGUCCUAGCAGAGUUGCUAGUAGAUCUAGAUUUCGUUAUUUUCUUGUCAUUGUUGAUGAUUACUCUCG
Molecule: messenger RNA, 1391 nt
Organism: Nymphaea colorata (pocket water lily)
Lineage: Eukaryota; Viridiplantae; Streptophyta; Magnoliopsida; Nymphaeales; Nymphaeaceae
Product: probable UDP-3-O-acyl-N-acetylglucosamine deacetylase 1, mitochondrial
Exons: 6
Coding region: 165-1061 (298 amino acids)
Biological process (GO): lipid A biosynthetic process
Source: RefSeq, a predicted model, not a curated record